Messenger RNA from Daphnia carinata, 1206 nucleotides. RefSeq names its product peroxisome biogenesis factor 2-like (gene Pex2). The transcript has 7 exons. Gene Ontology annotation, biological process: protein import into peroxisome matrix. NCBI's taxonomy places the organism in Eukaryota, Metazoa, Arthropoda, Branchiopoda, Diplostraca, Daphniidae. Gene Ontology annotation, cellular component: peroxisomal membrane. The coding region runs from base 121 to 954 and encodes 277 amino acids. Gene Ontology annotation, molecular function: zinc ion binding. The record is from RefSeq and is a predicted model, not a curated record.
UCUUUUAUGUACUGAGGCCGUCGUACGCGAUAUCCAACGGAAAUAGAGAUACUGUUACAUUACCAACAACAAAUACUCUCUAUAGACAUACAAUUGUGUAUCCAACAUAAAUAUAUCACCAUGGCAGUGUCAAGACAAAGUCAGAUAGACGCCGUCGAAUUAGACUCAGAAUGUUACCAACUUUUCCAAACUCAGCUAAACCAGUCUUUCACACAUUUACCAAUAAACAUCCUAAAGAAAAUUGAACCAGAGAUUUCAGCAUUGCUGAACCUUGCUGUUUAUGUGGUCCCCCUCUAUACAACUUCGAGCCUUGUGAGCCAUAAGCUAUUGGGCAUUGAGUUUAGUGACAGAACAGCUAGUCCACUCAUACAAAAGAAAUUUUAUGCUUAUAGCUUUGCCAUAGUUGGAAUGAAAUGGAUUUCCCAAAGAUGGAGUACAUUAUCAUCACACAUUUUAAAUGAGGGAAUGAUGCAAUCAGCUGCCCAGUUCCUAAGUUGGUUGCAUUUGUCUUCAAAAAUAUUCAACCUACUUAACAGCUUAGUGUUCCUGAAGCAAGGGCUGUACCCUACAGUUUUACACAGGGUUUUAAACCUUAGAACAAACCUGAUUGAUCCAAACCAGCCAAGGUCUACAGACCUUUCUACUUUAACUAGGGAAUUACUGUGGCAUUCAUUUGCUGAAACGUUGAUGUUUAUAUUGCCCUUAGUUAAUGUCCAUCGAGUCAAAAGCUGGUUCUCGAGAGUGGUCAUGCUAAGAGAAGACACUCAGACCAACAUAGCAGUGGGAAAGAAUUCACUGUGUGCUAUGUGCAAUGAAGUGCCCAUUAUUCCUCAAAAAGCUGAAUGUCACCAUACAUUCUGCUAUUACUGCUUGACGGCAAGUUUAGAAGCUGUACCUGAAUAUACUUGCCCCCUUUGUUCGUAUCUUAUCGGCAAGGGACAGAAGGAUGUUUAGCAAGCUCAGUCCGAGAAAAUCGAAUGGAUUGCUGCUACUUAUUACGUACGGAAAUGAUUGUGAUACAGGAAAAGCUGGAUUUAACAAAAAUUAGGGGCAUUACCAAACUUUAUUUUACUACAAUCACAUCGGCGGCGAACACUUCUAUUACUUUCCCUAUACGUUCAUUUGUUCUCAAGACGAAUGCAACAAAUCAAGUACAAAAAUGUAAAAUGUUAUGAAGAAUUUAUACACGUUAAGGUAGACGCCGAA